Pocillopora meandrina is the source of this 436-nucleotide messenger RNA. The record is from the annotation of a GenBank genome assembly. NCBI's taxonomy places the organism in Eukaryota, Metazoa, Cnidaria, Anthozoa, Scleractinia, Pocilloporidae.
AGGAUAAGAAGAGGGAAUGUGAACGUUGACAGGGAUCAGGGAAUCGUUGAGCGAUUCAAUCACACUUGGGGUAAAGGCCUCUUCACUUUCCAAUAGUCAUGGAUUAAGUCUGAAGUAUGGAAGGUACACGGCAGUCGCAAGUGAUCACAGGGAUCAGGGAAUCGUUGAGCGAUUCAUCAAAGUUUGGGUUAAGGCCCCUUCACUUUUCAAUAGUCAUGAGAUUAACUUCAAAGAGGGAAAUAGAUCAACUGAACGGGUAACGAGGCUUCCAGAAGUUGUUUCAACUUUGAAUAGUGAAAUGACCAGGUGGACUGGAAAGAAACCCGUGGAUGCCACCAAAGACCAGUCAGUUGACACAAGGAAUUCAAUGACUUCUUCAAGACCUGUUGGCUUGAAGGAAAAGAGACUAGAUCCUUCAAAGAAUGUGAGAGAUCUC